Colletotrichum spaethianum is the source of this 2541-nucleotide messenger RNA. RefSeq names its product xyloglucan-specific endo-beta-1,4-glucanase A. The record is from RefSeq and is a predicted model, not a curated record. Lineage: Eukaryota; Fungi; Ascomycota; Sordariomycetes; Glomerellales; Glomerellaceae. The transcript has 3 exons. The coding region runs from base 1 to 2541 and encodes 846 amino acids. Gene Ontology annotation, molecular function: zinc ion binding; DNA binding. Gene Ontology annotation, biological process: DNA-templated transcription.
AUGCGAUGGGCAGCACCCCUGCGCCCACUGCGUAGAUGCGCAGAAUUUGGGUUGGGCUGCGAGUACGUCCGCGAAAGAAAGAAGAGAGGCAAGGCGUCUCGGAAGGACCUUGCGGCGCAAGCCGCUGCACAAGCUGCGGCCGGAGGCCCGGGACAGGGUCAACAAUCACCCUCCGACGACAACGGCCACGCGUCAGAGCAAUCCGAGUCUGUCGGUGGCAAGAACGGCCAGCCCUUGGGCAGCGACCCGCAACAAAACCAUGGCGGAAAGGGUAUAGACGACCUCAGCGACGAUGCCAUGCAACACAGUCAGAGGACAGGCUCGCUCGACAGCCUAGGAGACUUGACCGGCCAUCCAGCUCACUUAUCAACUCACCACGGAGACCAUAUGGAAAGUCCGACAGCAAUGGAUCUCAACAGCUACGGCGGCGUUCAUGGGGGAUACGACAGACAAAACCUAGGUGCACACAUGAUGCCGGGGCCAGCCCACGCAGGUUACGCUCCCACUCAGGGCGGGAUGUCAGCGUAUCCCGAUAUUCCGUAUGCCAUGCAGACCCAGAGCCCGACAGCGUACGCCAACAGCGCGCCGUUCCGGAUCGCCGCCAGUCCCAUCAGCGCAUAUCCCUUGGGGGGUGAAGCGACAUCCCCAGAAUGGAUAUCCAUGUCACCUCCGCCGGCACAGUACCAGUCCCACAUGCCCUCGAGCAGCUACGGCCAUGCCACCCAACAGCUGCGAUAUCCCGUGUUGAAGCCACUGGUCCCUCAUCUAGGGAACCUCAUCCCGCUCUCCUUGGCCUGCGACCUGAUUGACCUCUAUUUUGCAUCGUCGUCGUCGGCGCAGAUGCACCCAAUGUCACCUUACGUCUUGGGUUUCGUCUUCCGCAAGAGAUCCUUCCUUCACCCGACCAAGCCGAGACGCUGUCAGCCUGCUCUUCUGGCCAGCAUUCUCUGGGUUGCGGCGCAGACCAGCGACGCUCCUUUCCUGACCAGCGUGCCAUCGGCACGUGGCAAGAUCUGCCAGAGACUGCUGGAGCUGACCGUCAGUUUGCUUAAGCCACUUAUCCACACGCCAUCCGGCGACACGUCUCCCGUCACCAGCCCUGUCAUUGACGGCGUCGCGCUUGGCGGGCUGGGAGUCGCACUUCCCGGAUCCAUCAGCAUGGAUGCGUUGACGGGUGAAUCCGGGCCGUUCGGUGCUGCCGGGACUCUGGACGACGUCAUUACCUACAUCCAUCUUGCCACCGUGGUUUCCGCAAGCGAGUACAAGGGCGCCAGUCUCCGAUGGUGGAACGCGGCGUGGUCUCUGGCUCGUGAGCUCAAGCUCGGCCGCGAACUACCACCGACGCCCCUCUCCAUAAGCCAGACCAACGGCCAUGAAGCGGAUGGCGACGCGGAUGGUGAAGAUGAAAUGGGCGGCGCCAGCCACCCGGGCGUCAUCAUGGAGGAAGAACGCGAGGAACGCCGUCGGAUAUGGUGGCUUACAUACAUUGUUGACCGGCAUCUGGCUCUUUGCUACAACCGGCCCCUGUUCCUGCUCGAUCUCGAGUGCGCCGGUCUCUUGCAGCCGAUGGACGACAAUGCGUGGCAGAAUGGGGAGUUCCGCCCUACUCAUGUCGCGACCGACCCCAGCCUCGGAGACCCUGCGCCCGGCCAGCACAGCCGUGUACGUGGCCCGCACUUUGAAUGUACCGGGCACGGCAUAUUCGGGUAUUUCCUUCCCUUGAUGACCAUCCUUGGCGAGAUCGUCGACCUCCACCAUGCUCGGAACCACCCGAGGUUUGGCGUCGGUUUCCGCUCUGCCCGCGAGUGGGACGACCAGGCCAGCGAAAUCACGCGCCACCUCGAGGCCUACGAGAAGAGCCUCAAGCGGUUCGAACAACAACACCUCACGCGGAUCAACCUCAGCUUGGACGACAAGGGCGACGUGACCAACCCGGAGGGCGUGGAGCACGGCCCGAUUGCAGACAUUGGCACCCCGUCCGUCCACUCGGUGCACACAAACGCCUCGAACCGCAUGACGGAGAGCGACAUCCAGACCAAGAUCGUAAUGGCCUACGGCACGCACGUCAUGCACGUCCUGCACAUCCUGCUUGCCGGCAAAUGGGACCCCAUCAACCUCAUCGACGACAACGACCUGUGGAUCUCGUCCCAGGGCUUCAUCACCGCCACGGGCCACGCCGUGUCGGCCGCCGAGGCCAUCAACAACAUUCUCGAGUUCGACCCCGGCCUGGAGUUCAUGCCCUUCUUCUUUGGCAUCUAUCUUUUGCAGGGAUCCUUCCUCCUGCUGUUGAUCGCCGACAAACUCCAGCUCGAGGCGUCUCCCAGCGUUGUCAAGGCAUGUGAGACGAUUGUACGAGCCCACGAAGCCUGCGUCGUGACGCUCAACACAGAAUACCAGCGCAACUUUAGCAAGGUUAUGCGAAGUGCUCUGGCGCAGGUCCGGGGACGGGUACCCGAGGAUCUUCACGAGCAGCACCAGCGCCGGCGGGAGCUGCUGGCUCUGUACCGCUGGACUGGCGACGGCACCGGACUGGCACUCUGA